Messenger RNA from Talpa occidentalis (Iberian mole), 3400 nucleotides. It is a transcript of the gene TTC16, whose product is annotated as tetratricopeptide repeat domain 16. The transcript is spliced from 14 exons. The record is from RefSeq and is a predicted model, not a curated record. The coding region runs from base 75 to 3173 and encodes 1032 amino acids. Lineage: Eukaryota; Metazoa; Chordata; Mammalia; Eulipotyphla; Talpidae. Gene Ontology annotation, molecular function: protein binding.
GCUGGGGGCUCCCGAGGGGUGGGGGGCGCCAGGGAGCCGUCGACGACCCGGAGAUCCUCCCGGAAGGGGGUCUCAUGACAGACUCCGGAGAGGAUUCUCUGGAGCUUGAGCAGGCUCCCUCACACCACAUCAAAAAGCCAUGGGUAAUUCCAGCGCCAGAGAGGAACCUGGAGUGCAUCUUUGGGACCAGCAAGCUGUUCCAGAACCUUGAUACUAUAAAACCAAAGAUCACGGGGUUAACAGUGCCCCUCAAAGUCAGGGAGUACUACCACCGUGGCCAGCAGUGCUUGGAGCAAAGCGACUGGGAGAUGGCUGUGUUGUUCUUCUCCCGGGCCCUUCAGCUGGACUCCCGGCUGAUAGAUUUCUACGCCUUACGAGCCGAAGCCUACAUCCAGCUCUGCGACUUCUCCUCUGCCGCCCAGAACCUGAGAAGGGCCCACUCCUUCCAACCAGAGAACACGGCAUACCUGGAGCGGCUCACCUGGGUGCUUUACCUGCAGGGCCAGUGCCUGUUCGAGCAGUGUGCCUUCAUGGACGCCCUCAGCGUCUUCUCACAGGCCUCUGAGCUCCAGCCCGAGAAAGCCUGCUUCCGCUACCGAUGCAUGGCCUGUCUGCUGGCCCUCAACCGGCACCAGGAGUGCCUCGUCCUCGUCCACAAGGAGGUGAAGAGCAGCGCCAACAAUGCUGACAUCUACAUCCUGCGGGCCAGGCUCUACAACUACUUCGAGAAGCCCAGCCUCUGCUAUCGAGACCUGCACAAAGCCCUGCUAUUGGAUCCCACGCACCCGAAGGCCAAGGCACUGCUCAGGAAGAUGGUGGACCAGGCCCAGGAGGCACGGCAAGAGGCAGGGAUCUUAGCUGUUCAGGGCAAACUGCGAUACGCGCUGAAACGCAUCAACUGUGCCAUCGAGAACAACCCCCUGGACCCCAGUUUCUUCCUCUUCCGGGGCACCAUCUACCGACAGCUCGGGGAGUUUGAUACGGCUGUGGAGGACUUCUUGAAAGCUCUGGACAUGGCCGGCGACAGCGAAGGGGACACGGUGCAGCAGGCACAGCGCCAGCUGCUGCUGGCCUACAAUGACUUCGCCGUGCACUGCUACAGGCAGGGGGCCUACCAGGAGAGUGUGCUGCUGCUCAACAAGGCCAUCAAGGACGAGCAGCAGGAGAAAGGCCUCUUUAUCAACCGAGGUGAUUGCUUCUUCCAGAUGGGCAACCUGGCUUUUGCUGAAGCGGACUACAAGCAGGCGCUGGCCUUGAGCCCGCAGGACGAGGGCGCCAACCUGCGGAUGGGCCUGCUGCAGGAGAAGAGGGCCUUCUGCGAGCAGAGAAGCCGGAAGUUCGAUAAGGCAGAGUACCACUUCUCAAUGGCCAUCCAGCACAACCCCCAGAAGCCCCAGUACUACCUUUACCGGGCCAAGGUCCGGCAUCUCCUGCAGAACAUUUUGGGGGCCCGCCAGGAUGUUGUCACAGUCCUUCUUCUUGAUCCCAAGCACCCGAAGCUGCCCUCCAUGCUGAUGAGCCUCUUCCCAGGCAUGUCAAUGAAGGAGGUGCUCAGCAGCCAGGUGGCCCACCUGGCCAGGUUGCAGCUGGAUCGAGUGAUGGAGAACUUCCUAACGACCGACGUUGCUCAAGGCAUUGUGGGGCAGCUCAGGGAACGGGAGCUAGAGCGCCAGAAGGCCCGGUCCCUGUGGCAGCAGGAGGAGCCCUCCCAGGAAACCUCCGAGGAGCUGGAAGCCACGGAUAAGAAUCUGCAGACAGAGUCAGAACACCCUAAAGAAGAGACCCCGGCCUCCGAGGAGGAGGAAGAGGAGAAGCCGACACCUGGCCCGAGCAAGGUGAUGUCCCUGACUGACAGCUACCAGACCUCGUCAGGCUCCAGCUUGGCCUGCAGGGCUGUGUCCAUCUCAGAGACGGAGACGUCCACUAUCUGCCAGGAAUACAGGAGCUCCUCAGCCACCAUUGUGACAUUCUCCGACUCCUCACUGCUGAGGUCUGGAUCCUCAGACUUGGGGAACUGGGAAGACCAAUACCUGAUAGAUAGCCCCAGAAAAAGCAAGGCCACCCAGGACCAGAGCCAGAGCCCCAGCAAGAUAGAGACCUCCCAGGACCAGAGCCGGAGUCCCAGCAAGACAGAGACCUCCCAGGGCCAGAGCCGGAGUCCCAGCAAGACAGAGACCUCCCAGGGCCAGAGCCGGAGUCCCAGCAAAUCAGAGGUCACCCAGGGCCCGAGUCCCAGCAAGAUGGAGGCCACCCAGGGCGAGAGUCCCAGCAAGAUGGAGGCCACCGAGGGCCGGAGUCCCAGCAAGAUGGAGGCCUCCCAGGGCCGGAGUCCCAGCAAGACACAGGUCGCCCAGGGCCGCCGGAGUCCCAGCAAGACACAGGCCGCCCAGAGCCGCCGGAGUCCCAGCAAGACACAAGUCGCCCAGGGCCAGAGUCCCAGCAAGACACAGGUCGCCCAGGGCCGGAGUCCCAGCAAGACACAAGUCGCCCAGGGCCAGAGUCCCAGCAAGACGGAGGCCGCCCAGGGCCGGAGUCCCAGCAAGACACAAGUCGCCCAGGGCCAGAGUCCCAGCAAGACGGAGGCCGCCCAGGGCCGGAGUCCCAGCAAGACGGAGGCCGCCGAGGGCCGGAGUCCCAGCAAGACACAGGUUGCCCAGGGCCGGAGACCCAGCCAGACACACGCCGCCCAGGGCCGGAGUCCCAGCAAGACGGAGGCCACCCAGGGCCAGAGUCCCAGCAAGACGGAGGCGGUCCAGGGCCAGAGUCCCAGCCAGACACACGCCGCCCAGGGCCAGAGUCCCAGUCAGACGGAGGCCGCCCAGGGCCAGAGUCCCAGCCAGACACAGGCCAUUCAGGGCAAAAUUCGGAGGCUCCACAAGACCAAGGGGACCCAGUGCUCAAGGAAGAGGUUCAGAAAGGUCAAGGUUGCCCGAACAAGGGGUUCAGGUUGGGGACUGAUCCGAAGUUCUAGCAAGGUUUUUUAUGACUCAAGCCAGAGCCCCAGCAACACUGAACUCGCCCAGGGCCAAUGCCAGAUCCCCAGCAAGACCACAGACGCCCAGACCCAGACGCAGAGCUCAAGCCCAGAUUCCAGCAAUAGCGAAGUCACCCAGGACCUGAGCCAAAACCCCAGCAGCGUGCAGGCUAACCAGGACUCCAGCUUGAGCAGUUAAGCGUCUGUCUGAAGGCGCCACUGAGCCCCCUUGCUUCUUUCUGGGGAUUCUGCCCCCACAAACACUGGCACUCAGCAAAGCAGUUGCCUCUGGAACAAUUAGAAACCUCAGCCGAUAUCCUUCUGGUCCCGUGGCUAAGUUUAUUGUGUUUUUUCUCUUCUUUUACAAAAUUAAAAACUUUAAAAACCAGGUCUUCUCUUCACGGAGACCGAGAAGUCUCAGCCUGG